Molecule: messenger RNA, 3156 nt
Organism: Sapajus apella (tufted capuchin)
Lineage: Eukaryota; Metazoa; Chordata; Mammalia; Primates; Cebidae
Gene: TRPC4AP
Product: transient receptor potential cation channel subfamily C member 4 associated protein
Exons: 19
Coding region: 85-2478 (797 amino acids)
Biological process (GO): ubiquitin-dependent protein catabolic process
Cellular component (GO): Cul4A-RING E3 ubiquitin ligase complex
Molecular function (GO): phosphatase binding
Source: RefSeq, a predicted model, not a curated record
GGCGCUGCGGCGACCCCUCCGCCGCCCCGUAGAAAUCUCCGGGGCCCGGAGACCGCUUGCUUCCUGUUUGUCGGACGAGGAGACAUGGCGGCGGCGCCGGCAGUGGCUCGGUCCGGAGCUGGCCGAGGCAGACGGUCGGCAGCCACAGUAGCGGCUUGGGGCGGAUGGGGCGGCCGGCCGCGGCCCGGGAACAUUCUCUUGCAGCUGCGGCAGGGCCAGCUGACCGGCCGGGGUCUGGUCCGGGCGGUGCAGUUCACUGAGACUUUUUUGACAGAGAGGGACAAACAAUCCAAGUGGAGUGGAAUUCCUCAGCUGCUCCUUAAGCUGCAUGCCACCAGCCACCUCCACAGUGACUUUGUUGAGUGUCAAAACAUCCUCAAGGAAAUUUCUCCUCUUCUCUCCAUGGAGGCUAUGGCAUUUGUUACUGAAGAGAGGAAACUUACCCAAGAAACCACUUAUCCAAAUACUUAUAUUUUUGACUUGUUUGGAGGUGUUGAUCUUCUUGUAGAAAUUCUUAUGAGACCUACGAUCUCUAUCCGGGGACAGAAACUGAAAAUAAGUGAUGAAAUGUCCAAGGACUGCUUGAGUAUCCUGUAUAAUACCUGUGUCUGUACGGAAGGAGUUACAAAGCGUUUGGCAGAAAAGAAUGACUUUGUGAUCUUCCUGUUUACACUGAUGACAAGUAAGAAGACUUUCUUACAAACAGCAACCCUCAUUGAAGAUAUUUUGGGUGUUAAAAAGGAAAUGAUCCGACUAGAUGAAGUCCCCAAUCUGAGUUCCUUAGUAUCCAAUUUCGAUCAGCAGCAGCUCGCUAAUUUCUGCCGGAUUCUGGCUGUCACCAUUUCAGAGAUGGAUACAGGGAAUGAUGACAAGCACACGCUUCUUGCCAAAAAUGCUCAACAGAAGAAGAGCUUGAGUUUGGGGCCUUCUGCAGCUGAAAUCAAUCAAGCGGCCCUUCUCAGCAUCCCUGGCUUUGUUGAGCGGCUUUGCAAACUGGCGACUCGAAAGGUGUCAGAGUCAACGGGAACAGCCAGCUUUCUUCAGGAGUUGGAGGAGUGGUACACAUGGCUAGACAAUGCUUUGGUGCUAGAUGCCCUGAUGCGAGUGGCCAAUGAGGAGUCAGAACACAAUCAAGCCUCCAUUGUGUUCCCUCCUCCAGGGGCUUCUGAGGAGAAUGGCCUGCCUCACACGUCAGCCAGGACCCAGCUGCCCCAGUCAAUGAAGAUUAUGCAUGAGAUCAUGUACAAACUGGAAGUGCUCUAUGUCCUCUGCGUGCUGCUGAUGGGGCGUCAACGAAACCAGGUUCACAGAAUGAUUGCAGAGUUCAAACUGAUUCCCGGACUCAAUAAUUUGUUUGACAAGCUGAUUUGGAGGAAGCAUUCAGCAUCUUCCCUUGUCCUUCAUGGUCACAACCAGAACUGUGACUGUAGCCCGGACAUCACCUUGAAGAUACAGUUUUUGAGGCUUCUUCAGAGCUUCAGCGACCACCAUGAGAACAAGUACCUGUUACUCAAUAACCAGGAGCUGAACGAACUCAGUGCCAUCUCUCUCAAGGCCAACAUCCCCGAGGUGGAAGCUGUCCUCAACACCGACAGGAGUUUGGUGUGUGAUGGGAAGAGGGGCUUAUUAACUCGUCUGCUGCAGGUCAUGAAGAAGGAGCCAGCAGAGUCAUCUUUCAGGUUUUGGCAAGCUCGGGCUGUGGAGAGUUUCCUCCGAGGGACCACUUCCUAUGCAGACCAGAUGUUCCUGCUGAAGCGGGGCCUCCUGGAGCACAUCCUUUACUGCAUUGUGGACAGCGAGUGCAAGUCAAGGGAUGUACUCCAGAGUUACUUUGACCUCCUGGGGGAGCUGAUGAAGUUCAACGUUGAUGCAUUCAAGAGAUUCAAUAAAUACAUCAACACUGAUGCAAAGUUCCAGGUGUUCCUGAAGCAGAUCAACAGUUCCCUGGUGGACUCCAACAUGCUGGUGCGCUGUGUCACUCUGUCUCUGGACCGAUUUGAAAACCAGGUGGAUAUGAAAGUUGCCGAAGUCCUGUCCGAGUGCCGCCUGCUCGCCUACAUAGCCCAGGUGCCCACGCAGAUGUCCUUCCUCUUCCGCCUCAUCAACAUCAUCCAUGUGCAGACGCUGACCCAGGAGAACGUCAGCUGCCUCAACACCAGCCUAGUGAUCCUGAUGUUGGCCCGACGGAAAGAACGGCUGCCCCUGUACCUGCGGCUGCUGCAGCGGAUGGAGCACAGCAAGAAGUACCCCGGCUUCCUGCUCAACAACUUCCACAACUUGUUGCGCUUCUGGCAGCAGCACUACCUGCACAAGGACAAGGACAGCACCUGCCUAGAGAACAGCUCCUGCAUCAGCUUCUCAUAUUGGAAGGAGACAGUGUCCAUCCUGUUGAACCCGGACCGCCAGUCACCCUCUGCCCUCGUUAGCUACAUCGAGGAGCCCUACAUGGACAUAGACAGGGAUUUCACUGAGGAGUGAGCUUGGGCCAGUGUGGGUGAGCGUGGGUACAAUGCCACACACCCUGCCCCCGUGCCUCCCUGCUGCUCUCUGCCUGCCCCAGGUCUUUGGGUACAGGCUUGGUGGGAGGGAAGUCCUAGAAGCCCUUGGUCCCCCUGGGUCUCAGGGCCCCAGGUCAUCGGAGAGCCUCAGUCCCCAUAAAGAGGAUGGGGUACCAUGCCCACCUUUCCUUCAGAACCAUGGGGUCCAGGCCCACACAGUGGUAAGAGGACUUUUAACAUUAGCUCUGUCUGAGCUCCUGCCUGGUUACUUGGCUGUCAGUCCCGGGAUGGGGAGGAAGAUAUGGGUGACCCCCCCUCGUCUGUGAGCCAAGCCUCCCUUAUCCCUGGCCUUUAGACCCAGGCAAAGGCUUCUGAGCCCUGGGCAGGGGUGGGGGUUACCAGAGAAUGCUGCCUUCCCCCAAGCCUGCCCCUCUGCCCUUCCUGCCUCAUUUUCCUUUAGCUCCUCUGGUUGUUUGCUCAUUGGCCGCUGUGUUCAUCCCAGGGGGCUCUCACAGAAGUGGAGGGGCCUUUCCCUCCAUCCCUUGGGGCACAGGGCAGCAGCUCCUGCCUGAGCCUGGACAUGGGGCUCUUCCUUGUGUUGCCAAUUAACAGCAAAUAAACCAAUUAAAUGGAGACUAUUAAAUAACUUUAUUUUAAA